Messenger RNA from Lactuca sativa (garden lettuce), 1593 nucleotides. RefSeq lists its product as uncharacterized. The record is from RefSeq and is a predicted model, not a curated record. Lineage: Eukaryota; Viridiplantae; Streptophyta; Magnoliopsida; Asterales; Asteraceae. Gene Ontology annotation, biological process: DNA transposition. Gene Ontology annotation, molecular function: zinc ion binding; transposase activity; DNA binding.
AUGGAUUUGGAAUUAAGCAUAUCAAGAAUGAAGGUGUUCAGGGCUAAAUCGAUUGCAAAGGAACAACUGUAUGGUGACUAUGAAAGGCAAUAUAAUUUGCUGAGAGAUUACUGUUUGGAGUUACAAACCAAUAACCCAGGUACAACAGUGAAGCUAGAAGUGUGUAAUGAACCAAAUCCUGAUGUUCAAACUCGUAUUUUCAAGAGGAUAUACAUUUGUCUUGGAGCACUUAAGUUGGGGUUCAAAUCUGGAAAAAGGGAAUUAUUAGGACUGGAUGGAUGUUUCUUGAAAGGACCACACCCUAGACAAAUUCUAACAGCUGUAGGUCUUGAUUCCAACAAUGGAAUAUAUCCACUAGCUUAUGCAAUUGUGGAAGCUGAGACAACAAGUUCAUGGACAUGGUUCUUAGAAUGCCUUGGUGAUGAUUUGGAUUUGGAUGCAUCAUGCAACUUCACUUUUGUAUCUGACAGACAAAAGGGCAUAAUACCUGCAAUAGCAAAAGUGUUUCCAAAUGCAGAGCAUAGAUGGUGUUUGAGACAUAUACAUGAAAACAUGAAGUUGCAAUGGAGGGGAGAAGAGUUUAGAGAUCACUUAUGGAGGUGUGCUACACAUACAACCAUUAGGCACUUUGAAAGGUCAAUGGAUGAGUUCAAAGAUUUCAGUGCAGAGGCUCAUGAAUGGCUAAGUAAGAUUCCUCCAGUUUAUUGGGCUAGGUCUCAUUUCUCAGGUAGAGCCCAUUCAGAUUGUCUUUUAAACAAUUUGUGUGAAGUAUUCAACUCUAAGCUAGAGCAUGGAAGAGACAAGCCUAUAAUUACAUGUUUGGAGUACAUAAGAGUGUACUUGAUGAAGAGACAUUGCAUUGUACAAAAAGAAAUUGAUAAAUGCAAAAGUCUAUUAACCCCCACCGCAACUACCAUACUUGACACAAUCAAAACAGCUGCAAGCAAAUAUAGGGCACUCUUUUGUGGUUCUGGAAAAUAUCAAGUGACUGGUAUGAUGUUUGAUCAGUAUGUGGUCAACUUGAAAGAGGGUACAUGUAGUUGUAGGUAUUGGGAGAUAACAGGGAUAGUCUGCAGGCAUGGAGUUUGUGUAAUAUGGGAACAUAUUCAAAAUGGUGAAAAAGCCCAACAACCUGAAUAUUGGGUGCAUCCUUGUUAUAAGCUAGAAACAUGGAGGGCAAUGUACUGUAACAAAAUAGAUCCAAUCAAUGGCAGGAGCAUGUGGCCAAAAUCUAGAUGUCCAACCACUCUUAUACCACCUACACAUCACACACAAGUUGGAAGGCCAAAGAAAAAGAGGAGGAGGGCUAUAGAUGAGGCUAGUAACCAGUCAAAAAAACUAUCUAGGAAAUUCUUGACUGUUACUUGUUCCAAGUGUCAUAACAAAGGACAUAACUCUAGAACAUGUAAGGGGCAAGGGGGGUCAAGUCAGAGAGCAGUGGGUGGAUCAAGUCAAGGUGGUGUGGGUGGAUCAAGUAAAGAUGCAUUUGGUGUAACAAGUCAAGGUUCAGUGGGUGGAUCAAGUGAAGAUUUCACGGGUGGGUUAAGAGCAAAGAAGAUAGACAAGGGGAAAAAAGCCUCAAGUAGGACCUAA